AAUACAUUAUAUGUUAAUAAAAAACAAAAGUAAAGUGACACAACAGUAGGAAUUGUUAGUGAAACAAAAAUCUCAAAAAUUACUAUACUUGCUUCUUCUAAGUUAAAAGCAGCGAACCUAAAAAUACUUACUUGUAGCAUUCCAUUUUGAUGCACUAAAGGAAAGAAAAUCAAAACAGGAUAAGGAUGAUUGUUGGGGAGAGGCAGGGGAAUGGGCUAGGGAAGGAUAUUAUAGUUAAAUGUAGGUGGUUGUCAAGAGUACUGCUUUGUGGAUGUUUAUUGCAUCAGGAAGAAUCAAGGAAAAGUGGGUCAUGUGCUGAUAAACAAUGAGAGUCUGUUGAAGAAAAGGAUUAUGAUUAAUUCUGUAUAUUGAGGUCUAAGGGGCAAAAUAUAUUACUAAGUGAGGUCUUUAGAACUCUUGAGUUUGAAAUCGACUCCAGCAAUUCACUGAAUUGUAUUAUCUUGGGCAAAUAACAUCUCUAUGCUUCUCUUGCCUUAGAUGUAAAACAAAGAAUAAUGUUUAUUAUAUUCUACUAAUAAUUAUUAUACUAUAAGUAAUUAUUAUACUAUAAAUAAUAGUAAUAAUUCUAUUACCUACAUCAUAGGGUUAUUAAACGUAUUAAAUGGGUUAAUGUGUGCCUGGUACGGAGUCCGCGCCUUUUGUUUUGAUUAUCUAGUGCUGUGUCAUAAAUCACCCAACAACUUAGUUAAAACAACAGCCAUUUGAUUUAUUCUUAGGAUUUUGUGGGCUUAGUUGGAUGGUUCUUGCCUGUCCUGCAGCUCUGAUCAAGCAGUAGCUGCUUUUGGAAUGUCCUGUUAUAUGUGGUGCUUUGGAGGGAGUGGCUAGAAGGCUGUGUUGAGCUGGACAACUAGUCCUCCCCACAUGGCCCUCUUAUGUGGUCUCUAGGAAAGCAGUCAGAUUUUAUGGGUCUCCAAGAGCACAAAAAAUGAAGCCGCCAGGCUUGGAAUUGGCGCAUUACCACUUCCGCUGUAUUCUGUUGAUAAAUGUCACAGAGCUACUUGGGAGAUGCGUUCAUUGAAGACCAUUUUUGGAAACCAUCCACACUGUUAUUUCUUUAUUUUUAAGAUUUUAUUUUUGGUUAAGUGCAGACUGAACGUGGGGCUACAGUCCUGAGAUCAAAAGUCGCAUGCUCCACCCACUAAGCCAGCCAGGCACCCAGCAUCCACACUGUUACUGAUACUUGUGAUCAUCAUGUUACUCUACAGUAACAUGUAUGUAAUUGUCAAUUUUGGCACCAGGGACUGAUUAAUGAAUAAAUACAAAUCUCUGCCCACUUGCUGCUUCUGUUUUACAUGAUAAGGAAUUAGAACGUAUAGUAUGUUGGUUGGUAAUAAGGACGAUACAGAAAAAUAAGGCAGAGAAGGAUAGGGAAUACUGGGGGUUGGGAGCUGCACUUUUAAAAAUGGGUAGUCACGGAAGGCCUCCUCGGUAAACUGACAUUUGAGUAGACAAAAGGAGGAGGUUAGGAGCUCGAGGGGCAAGGGUGGGAGCAAGAAAACCUUAGGAGGGUAGUGCAGUUGAGAGGUAGGUGGUUUGGAUUAGUGCAGUAAUAGUGGAAGUGGUGAGAAAUGGCUAGAGUUCGAAUUUUGAAGAUAACAGCUCUCCAGUUUAUUCAUGAACUGGGUGUGGAAUGUGAAAGAAAACGGAAUCAGGGAUGGCUUCAAGGUCGUUGACCUGAAUAGCUGGAAGGAUGGAGUUGUUGAUUGCUGAGGUGGGGAAGACUGCAGGACUGGCAGGUUUGGGGAGAUCUGGACUGGCGUUUUAGGUAUAAGGUUUGAAAUGCUAAUUAAAAGCUAGCUGCUUUAAAAUUGUAAAUUAUGCUUGUAUCCUGUUUGACUUCCCAUUUUGUGGCAAGGGAAGCCGAUGGGGGAGGGAGGACUUUGAAUUGUGUUAGAGUCAGUAAGUAUUCUCAGAAGACUGAGGAAUCUUGUUAGUUUUAUCCAGACUAUUUGUCAGUUUUUCCAGGCCCCUUUCACCUUUUCCCUGAUGUGGCUUGUUAUAAAUUUCACUGAUCACUUAUCACCUUUUUACUAGAAAAAGACCCGAUGAUAAACUUUAACAAGUUUAUUUAAAAAUUUAUUUUCCCUCUUAAAAAAAAAUUUUUUUUUUUAAAGGAGAUAUGGUACAAGUUGAAAAAUUUUCACUGAGCCUUACUCAGUCAUUCGUGUUACAGCUUUCCUUGAUGAUAAAUGUCCACUUUGGCUUAACCCAUCUUGUAGGGAUCGCUAUACUCUUUAGGUUUGGCACACGUUAUGUGCCCACCUUGGCUUAACCCAUUUUAUAGGCAUUUAGUUGCUAUACUCUUUGGGGUUGGCAGGUAUUAAAAUCUAACUGCCUUAACUGAUACUGAGUAAUUUGACUCUCACUUUCUUGCAGUUGCUUGGCCAAGACAUGUUUCAACAUGUUGCAGAGGUUUUUCUUGAUGUGCCCUUGGAAUCAUAAAUCUAUUACUUAAUCUUGGCAGUUCCCCAGCUCUAUGAUCUGUUGUCUUCCAGGGGGUGCUCUUGAGCACUGUUAAGAGGGGAGGAGUUCCUGAAACCCUGAUACCCAUUGGGGAGAUUUAUCAGCAGACGGCAAUUUCUUCACUGCCAAAAUGACCUCACUUUCCACCUCUGCCCAGUGUUCAACUUCUGACAGUGCUUGCAGGAUCUCUCCAGAACAGACCAAUCAGGUACGACCAAAACAGCCACUUUUGAAGAUUUUGCAGGCAGCAGGUGCACAAGGAGAAAUGUUCACCGUUAAAGAGGUCAUGCAUUAUCUCGGCCAGUACAUAAUGGUGAAGAAGCUUUAUGAUCAGCGGGAGCAACAUAUGGUGUAUUGUGGCGGAGAUCUUUUAGGAGAACUGCUAGGACGUCAGAGCUUCUCCGUGAAAGAUCCAAGCCCUCUCUAUGAUAUGCUAAGAAAGAAUCUUAUCACUUUAGCCUCUGCUACUACAGAUGCUGCUCAGACUCUCGCUCUCGCACAGGAUCACAGUAUGGAUAUUCCAAGUCAAGACCAACUGAAGCAAAGUGCAGAAGAAAGUUCCAAUUACAGGAAAAGAACGGAAGAAGGCAAUAUUCCUGCACUGCCUACCUCACAUCAUAAAUGCAGAAGUUCUAGAGAAGAUGAAGACUUCAUAAAAAACUUAACCCAAGAUGAGACAUCUAAGCUGGACCUUGGGUUUGAGGAGUGGGAUGUAGCUGGGCUGCCUUGGUGGUUUUUAGGAAACCUGAGGAGCAACUAUACACCUAGAAGUAAUGGCUCGACUGAUUUACAGACAAAUCAGGAUAUAGGUACUGCCAUUGUUUCAGACACCACAGAUGACUUGUGGUUUUUGAAUGAGUCUGUAUCAGAGCAGUUUGGUGUGGGAAUAAAAGUUGAAGCUGCAGACACUGAAGAAACAAGUGAAGAAGUAGGGAAAGUAAGAGACAAAAAGGUGCUUGAAGCGGGAAAAAAUGAUGACCUUGAGGACUCUAAGUCUCUAAGUGACGAUACUGAUGUAGAAGUUACCUCUGAGGAUGAGUGGCAAUGUACUGAGUGCAAGAAAUUUAAUUCUCCAAGCAAGAGGUACUGUUUUCGUUGCUGGGCGUUGAGGAAGGAUUGGUAUUCGGAUUGUUCUAAGUUAACCCAUUCUCUCUCCACGUCCGAUAUCACUGCCAUACCUGCUGAAAAGAAGGAAAAUGAAGGAAUUGAUGUCCCCGAUUGCCGGAGAACCAUAUCAGCUCCAGUUGUGAGACCUAAAGAUGUAUGUACAAAGGAAGAAAAAAACCCCAGACUUUUUGAUCCUUGCAACUCGGUGGAAUUCUUGGAUUUGGCCCACAGUUCUGAAAGCCAAGAAACAAUAUCAAGCGUGGGAGAGCAAUCCGAUAACCUUUUUGAACAGAGAACAGAUGCAGAAAACAUGGAGGAUUGUCGGAAUCUCUUGAAGCCAUGUAGUCUGUGUGAGAAGAGACCACGAGACGGGAACAUUAUUCAUGGGAGGACAGGGCAUCUUGUCACUUGUUUUCACUGUGCCAGAAGAUUAAAGAAGGCUGGGGCUUCCUGCCCUAUAUGCAAGAAAGAGAUUCAGUUGGUUAUUAAGGUGUUCAUAGCGUAGCUGACUCAGUGAAUUGGAGAGAAAUAUUAACAGGGCAGGUGUGUAUCAAAAUGUCAGUAUUGAGCAUCUCUACUCAUCAUAACCCUCUGUAUCUGUUUAUUUAUUUAUGUAAACAUCUCUGUGUCACAUUUUUGCUUCUACCUGUAGAGGGAAUUUGACAGUCAGUUCUUUAGAACUAGAUUAUCAGUUUGGGGGAUGGACUCCCGUUAACAUGAAAAGAUACAUUAACCAUUUCAUUCUCUCUCUAAAGAUGAGGAUCUGGGAGAAGCCAGUACAAACAAAAGUACUUUAAUUCAUUCACUUACUGAGUUACUUGAAGAUUUACUCUUCCUUCAGUUAAUUUAUUCCCUAGCCUUUUUUUUCUCUUAGGGAAUGGUUUUAGGCACCCAGAUCCAAGGUGACUGUUAGAAAAGUAUUAGAGCUAACAGUGGGAAAAAAAAAACCCAAACAAGUAAUUUGAUUAGCCUGGUUGUGAAAUGCUGUAAAUCACUUUAUGGUUGCGAUCGGUCCACGCAGUUUGGAUGAGCCCAAAGAAAAGUCUUGAAAAACAAGAGAUUUCUUCCACGUGUGCCUAGAACGCUGAGCAUUUUUGCUAAUAUAUCCCUGAAAGAAUUUUGAAAAACUAUAUGUAACCUUUUGCACAUUUUACACCCUAGGAUAUGAUUAGCAAAUAGUGUGUUCCCUUCUGGUGAGUUGUAGACACCUGAGGACCCAACCUAAAACAAGUUACUCCAAGAGGACGGUUUCUGUCCCUUGUAACCCUUCCCAACCAGUUUCUUCUCCAUUUCAUGGCUCUCAUUCUAAGGUAGUUUUCCUUUUGCACAUGUUUAAUGUGACAUCUAAAUUUUUAAAAAUAAAUUUAAGUACUUAACAAAGGAUACCCUAUCCAGUAUAUUGUAUAUGUGCCUUAAAAAUAUUUUUCUCAAAGUUUUAGAGUUGUAGAUUUAGCCAAUUGAAUUUAUAAGAAAAGUCCUGUCAUAAAAAGUAGCAAAGCCUGCUCUCAUUUUAAAACUCGACCAGCCAAAUCAGAUUCCCUUCAGUCAGAAAAUGUUUGACUUUAAUUCAAAUAAAAGCAUUAACACAUUUCUGGCACAACCUUCUCAAUUACAGUUCUAAGAUAGAUGAGGUACAGAGUUUUUAAUCUAAGCUCUCUUUGCUUUACUCUGUCCUCAUUGUCCCUUGAAAAUUGUUUUUUUUUUUUUUCCUUAUUGUUCUUCUGUUUGAUGCCUCUAGGUGUUUUAUAAUCUGAAGCUUUGCCCAGUAGUAAGAUUCUAGAUGGGUGUGAGUCAGCCUUUCAAAUACAGAGUAUGGCAGUUGUGAAAAUGAAAAUAAUUAAAAAUGUUAGGUCUGAAGGAGCAUUAUAUGAGCACAUAAAUCUUGGGGUAAUGCAUAUGGAAAUUGAAGAUCUUUAAGCUGAUGUUCUUAUAUAUAUCCCUGUCUGCCUUCCCCAUUGAAAAAAUCUCGAUGUAUGCUCAGGGGUUUGCAUAUGAGAUUUUGACAACCAUAGCCUACUGGAAUUAACAAAUUUAUGGAUCAUAAAAAUCACCUGGGUUGCUUGUUAAGAAAAACCCAAGUCAAAAAAAAAAAAAAAAAAAAAGGAAAAAGAAAAAAAAAACAAUUCAAACAGUAGCAUUGUUUCCCCUCCACAAAGGGGUUUCUUUCCAUGAAGAGUGUGUGUUCUGGAAGCUGGUUAAGUGGUCCAGAGACCACACUUGGGGAAGCCCUGCCCUAGAAAAGGGUUUUCCCAGUUAUAAGAGGUGCAGCAAAGAUCGCUUUUAGCAUCUUAUUUGAUUUCUUGAAGGGGAGUUUUGUUAAAAGUUCUAGAAGUUUAGAACUAGAAUGCACUCUUAAACCCAGCCCGUCAUUUUGCACUUGAGGCUAAAAGGUUAAACGACAGCAGAGAGUCCAAGCUCGUGAUUCCUCUGUUACUAGAACCCAAGUCCCUUGUAGUUAAGUUCCAAACCAUGCUCACUUUCUUCUCAUUAUUUGUUAAAAUAUUUGAAGGGUGAUGCUUGUGGAAUUUGGAUUCAGGGCGCUAAUCAUUGAAAUCUUGCAGAAUAGGACUUGCGGUCAAAGUAAGACUUCCAUAUUAACACUUCCUUCCCAAAGAGAAAAUGCCAAUUAAAUACCAACCUUUCUUUCUUUUUUUAAAUUAACAUAUACUGUAUUAUUUGCCCCAGGAAAUGCCGUCUUUCUUAUAUAAUCAGAUAAGUUACUCCUCCCACAGGGAGAGGACAGAUGAAGGUGCAGAGGAACCUGACCCCCUUUCUCCAGUAUUGUUCCUUUUCAGGGAAGGAAGCCCAGGUCUCUUGCUCUCUCUAAGUAUCAGGGACAAGGGUUUUCGCCUCGAAGCAGAAUGGGUCCUUGGACCACAUUGUUUUGUUAGGCCAUAGUGAAUGAACAAGUUAAAUGUCUGUCUUCCCUAUGUUCUCCCUAGUGCUCCUCUCUUCAGAGCAGCGUGAUGGCCCUCAAUUUCGUCUGAUUUUUGCCAGUUAGGAGCUUUUGCAGGUAAUGACAUAAAAGAGGGAUGGGGAGAGUAGGGGAUGUGCACUUGCACCCUCUGAUUCUUCUUACAUAAAGCUGGUUUGUUUUGUUUUUGUUUUUGUUUUUUUUUAGAAAACUUAAAAAAUUUUAAAAAUUUUACUUGCCUCUGUAGAUAUUUGAUGCUCAUUUUGGUACAUCCCCGCCUGUCACAGGACCCUCUUCUACUCAGCUUUCCUUCUUCCCCACUUGCUCACCCGAGUUUUUUACUGCUCCUGUUACUACUAAAUUUUUAGGAGAUCCCGAGCUGCGUGUUUGAGCUGCAUAUUUAGAAUAAGCCAACACUUGGGUUUACUGAUCCUCUAGCAAGAGCCCUGUGAGUGACUACAGCUGUUCUAGAGAAAGAGCUGAUAGUCCUUUGCUUAUCUGAGGCCCAGGCCAGGCUGCCGCUGCCGCAGCACAUUGUUUUCCUUCACCCAGGAUCCUUCCUUUGUGUCUCCUGGGAGUGUAGGACAGCAAGGAGGAUUCUGCAUUUCUUGCGGUAGAAUGGGUCGAGCAUCCUACAAAGAGCCAAAUAGUGCUAUCAGAGCAAUUCUUAAUCCGCAGGAGACUUUACACCAUCUUGAUUCCUCUUUGGUUUUGUUCUUUUCCAAGGCCACUGCGGUACAGAUGUAUUUUACUCACUGCCAUGAAAGUAACCCGUGAUUUGUAUGUGAAGUCUUCAUGGUUUUACUUCUACAAGAUAAACUCUUGAUUUCUCCACACUACCGUUACCUUUUAGUUGUAGUCAGAGUGAAACAGAGCUCUGGUUUCUGGAGACGGUGCUAGUUUGCCCCUCUUUUCCAGCAGCCCGUCUGAUCUGUCUCCUUUUCUCUUUCAUUCUCAGCUGCUUGAGUUGAAAUCUUGAUCGUGAGGAAAGGCUCCGUUCAAAUAGGUACCCGAAGAGUUGACUGCUUCUGCUGUCUCAUGCUGUAGACUUAGGAUUAAGGAGAUCAUCCCACAUUAGUGCUAGAUUCUUUACUUUUCUUUCUUUCUUUUCUUUUUUUUUUAAAGUAAUCUCAGCGCUCAACAAGGGAUUUAAGAUUAGGAGUUGUACACUCUGUACUGACUGAGCCAGCCAGGUGCCCCAGUGCGCAAUUUCUUAUUUUAAUUAUCCUUUUAAUAUUUAUGAUCAUGUUAUCCUGGACAAAAAGUUCACUGCAAAAACAAUGAACAUAUCGUCAGAAGCCGUGAAUUUCUAGGUUACAGAUCAGAAUGUCUUCUGUCUCAUUAACUCACUGUUCUUGCGUCGUACUUAAUAUAUGUGCUAUGUUUUUGUAUCAGAUACUUAAAUCAGACUUUAUAAAAAUCUUAAGACCAAGCCUUCAGAUGCCCUUUCCCCAGAGUCCACCUAUGGAAUGUCAAAUGGUAGCAAUCCCACGCUUGAACAAUGGAUCAGCGUCCGCCGGGCCAGCCUCCAAACUGUCAUGAACUUUGCUAAUACAAGAUGGGAUCACUGCCAAGCACUUGAAAUACAUGAUUGUGUUUUAAUAAUAAUUUAUGUAUAUUUAGGUGUAUAUAAUGCUUUGUGGGUCAUUUGUUUGUAAAAAUUUUAUUUUUAAAGGUCAGGAUGAUCUGUGGCAUUUAAAAAAAAAAGUCGAUUCAGUGC
Neogale vison (American mink) is the source of this 8225-nucleotide messenger RNA. RefSeq names its product MDM4 regulator of p53 (gene MDM4). NCBI's taxonomy places the organism in Eukaryota, Metazoa, Chordata, Mammalia, Carnivora, Mustelidae. Bases 2615 to 4096 code for a protein of 493 amino acids. Gene Ontology annotation, biological process: protein ubiquitination; regulation of cell cycle; negative regulation of apoptotic process. The record is from RefSeq and is a predicted model, not a curated record. The transcript is spliced from 11 exons. Gene Ontology annotation, cellular component: nucleus. Gene Ontology annotation, molecular function: ubiquitin protein ligase activity.